AUGGAUGUGGAUGAGAUGUCGAAUUCGGAUGUUUGGCAACAACAACAACAACGCUCACUUAAACGUAGCGCAAGUAUGAUAUUUCGCAUAGAGCACCUGCUACCCAGCACCAGCAGAGGAUCGUCGAGUAUUGCCCCCAGCACUACUAGAACAACGCCACACUCGCCGCCACCCUCAACUCGGAUGGAAGCUACCAGCAGCACUUCGACUGCAAUGACGGCCAAGCGUUCUAAACUACGUGCCACAUGCACCGGUGUCCUCCUCGCACAAUUUACACCCAAAGAUACGUUGUCCGAAGCGAUACCAACAUAUGCACUCAUGAGCACUAUGGCCGCUGCGGAGUCUACUACGGCAUUUUGUACGCUUUCUCAAGGUGUGCUGCGCAUGAGUCCCGAACUGUUGAGACGCAUAAAGCUCUCGGAGGAUGUGCACAGCUAUAAUGCGCUAUUUGAAUUGCAGCCAGGCGGUAUGGUGCAUGUGCGAACUGUGCGCGAUGUGCCGCGUGACGAGGAAAUAGUGGCGUGGUUUGGCGAGGAGGUGGCGCUGCUAAUGUCUAUACCGUUUCUUGCGCCACUUAAUAUACAAGGCAAUAAACGUUACACUUGUCACCUCUGUCAGCUGUCGUUCGAAACACCGAAUCCGCUAAAAAUCCAUUUGGCUCUCGCAUGUGGUCGUCACUCUAUGGAUAUACUCUGGAUACGCUUGCAUUACGCUCUAAAAGCGUCCAGCUACACACAGCAACAACGUGAGCUGCUUGCAGCGACGGCGACCCGAACAACUAGCCAACCAUUGUUGCAUACGCCACCAGCAGCUCCAUCAAGCACAUCAUCCAUUUCGCCAGCCUCAUCACCACAGCCAGCCGCAGCUGUACAAACAUCCACACAUUCGCAACAGCAUCAUCAACAACAAGACGCAGCCGUUACCACAGCUUCCUUCAGUAACCCGAACGCUCACAGCAGCACCGCAGUAACACCAAGUGCCGCCCUCUCUUUUUUACCGCCAAUUUCAUCGGUGAGUAGCGUUUUGCCACACAUGCACCACCUACUGCAACCUGCCACUGGCAUUGGCGCCACAAACCCACUCAACGCUGCCGCCCAGAUCGAAGCGAUCGUCAGCAAUAUGGGCGCUUCUAAGCAGGGUCACCUCUGCAUCUACUGUGGCAAGGUUUAUUCACGGAAAUAUGGACUUAAAAUUCAUAUACGCACUCACACAGGCUUUAAGCCACUCAAAUGUAAAUUUUGUCUACGUCCAUUCGGUGAUCCUAGCAAUCUGAAUAAACACGUGCGUCUGCAUAUGCAAUCGAAUGUGAGCAAUGUGCCGAUGGAGGGCUACAAGUGUACGCUGUGUAAUAAGACAUUGGCGCGAAGGCGAGAUCUUCAACGUCACAUAGAAUCGCGGCAUUCGGCAGAUGCGACAAGCAGUUGA
Molecule: messenger RNA, 1425 nt
Organism: Rhagoletis zephyria (snowberry fruit fly)
Lineage: Eukaryota; Metazoa; Arthropoda; Insecta; Diptera; Tephritidae
Product: sal-like protein 1
Biological process (GO): regulation of gene expression
Cellular component (GO): nucleus
Source: RefSeq, a predicted model, not a curated record